Erigeron canadensis is the source of this 732-nucleotide messenger RNA. RefSeq names its product actin-depolymerizing factor 2. The record is from RefSeq and is a predicted model, not a curated record. Gene Ontology annotation, molecular function: actin filament binding. Bases 103 to 522 code for a protein of 139 amino acids. The transcript has 3 exons. Lineage: Eukaryota; Viridiplantae; Streptophyta; Magnoliopsida; Asterales; Asteraceae. Gene Ontology annotation, cellular component: cytoplasm; actin cytoskeleton. Gene Ontology annotation, biological process: actin filament depolymerization.
UCAAAUUCUUCCUUAUUUAAACAAAACCUCAUUCCUAAAUUCAAAAUACAGCAAGACAGGAGCAAAUCAACAUUUCUCAAUUCCACACAUUUUUAAUCUCUCAUGGCCAAUGCAGCAUCAGGGUUUGCUGUGCACGAUGAGUGCAAGCUAAAGUUUCUUGACUUGAAGGCAAAGAGGACCUUUCGCUUCAUCAUUUAUAAAAUUGAGGAGAAACAGAAGGAAGUUAUUGUUGAGAAGCUGGGAGAACCAGGUGAAAGUUACGAAGAUUUUACUGCUUGCCUUCCGGCUGAUGAAUGCCGAUAUGCCGUUUAUGAUUUUGAUUUUGUUACCGCUGAAAAUUGCCAAAAGAGCAGAAUCUUCUUCAUCGCUUGGUCCCCGGAUACUGCCAGAGUGAGGACCAAAAUGAUAUAUGCCAGCUCAAAGGACAGGUUCAAGAGAGAACUUGAUGGCAUUCAGGUAGAGUUGCAAGCAACUGAUCCUACUGAGGUGGGGCUCGAUAUUAUCAAAAGCCGAGCUAAUUGAACCUGCUUUUGUAUUUUGGCAAUGCUACUAAUGGAGAGAGCCCAUUUAUGUUAAGAUAUUUCAUGGCUGUGGAUAGCAGGAUGAACAUUUAGGUAUGAUAUUGCCUGCUUUACCUGCUUUACUGGUCAAGUAUAAGUUGUGAUAUUUUCAGUGUGAUCCUAUAAAAACAGAUAUACGAAUCGGUAUUGUAUUUUCAUUUGAGUUUCCUAA